Molecule: messenger RNA, 4366 nt
Organism: Syngnathoides biaculeatus (alligator pipefish)
Lineage: Eukaryota; Metazoa; Chordata; Actinopteri; Syngnathiformes; Syngnathidae
Product: kelch-like protein 34
Exons: 2
Coding region: 1575-3353 (592 amino acids)
Molecular function (GO): protein binding
Source: RefSeq, a predicted model, not a curated record
GACGGGGCGGACACGCCGCAGGAGGACAAAAAGACAUUGCCCGGCGCCGUCAAGCUGCCCGGCCCGGCCGUCGACCUGUCGGAGCUGCAGAACGUCAAGAGCGAACUGCGAUGGGUCACCAAGGAAUAGCACGAGUCUUUUAGGUUGCGAGGAAGGAUGAUGGACACUUGCUGGUUACCGUGGCGAUGCUAAAACGACAACCACAUCACAACAUCAACACAUUUUCAGUCGACGGCCACACACACAAAAAAAAAACAAAUCUGCUUCUUUUGUAUUCUUUUUUUUUUUUUUGCUCUAAUUAAUAAUUUAGACAAGGAUGUAAAAUUCAGAGACGAAAGAGUUUUUUUUUUUUUUUUUUAACUGUUCAAGGUUGUGAAGAUGAACCACAAAGACAUUUUAUUCUUCCGGGUGAUGGCCGUCUCCGAGGUCAAACUGUUGUAUUUUUGUUGUUUUUGUGUUGUUGUCAUCUGCAGGGGCAAUAAAUCAACUUCGUAAAAUCAAAUCAUUUCAUUAGCUACUCGGAAAAGUUCUCAUCUGCAAACUCCAAGCACAAAAGAAAACAAAAAUGUUACCUUGACAGUACAAGUUGAUUCAUUCUGUGACAUAACUUAUUUGUUUAUGAAAUAAAAUGAAUCAAAAUCUGCAUUAAUCUGUCCCAUCCGCCCAAAAAUGACGCCUAAAAAAAAAAAAAAAUAAUUGCAAAGUAGUGUUGCUGAAUGUAAAACUCCUUGAACAAAAACCUAGAUUUAAAUUGAGCGUUUUGUUUUCCAUCCCGUCAGUGUACAUGGCAGUAUGUUGCUCAUCCUGCACCAGAAGCACUCCAUCCAUCAUCACGCGCAAAUAGAAAGAGUGGGAGCAGCUGUAUCUAAAUUUAGCCUCCAUCAGGUCAGGGUUCAACGAUAACGUCCACACGGGCCGAUCUGACUUUGUGCGGCGACGGAAGAAACGUGACGCAAGGGAGGCGUGAUGUUUGUUUUCGUGUUCGGCUGCAGUGAAAACACACCCGCACGUUGAUCCGUGCAUCUAUUCCGAGAAAAUGAUCAUAAAUCACGGACGGACGCAGAAGGCGGGGGGAGGCUGGAGAGCUCGUAAUUGCGCCGCGACGCCAACUUUGAAUGCAGAUGAAUUAUCUUGUGUGUGAAUCAAACGCAAGCCGAUCAAUCUUUCCAUCCUUUUUUCGGCCUCCUUGUCGUGUCACGCAAACGGGGGGAAAAGAACGUCACGUUUCAUUCAAGUCCGACCGCGUGGCUUGCUUCUGUUCCCGUCGCCUUGGCGACGAGAGCGCAGAUAGGCGACCUUGGACUCAAGACGGGCAGCUGUAUUUACCAAUGAGUUCAUCCACGAAAACCCUGCCAGACUGCCUCAGCGUGUGCGCGUUUGGCAUUUGGGCGAUACUCCCGGCUCGCAGACCAAAGGGCAGCGGACAAGAAGCGCAGGAUCACAUUUAGAACAUCACAACUCGGACGGGAGGCGGCCGAGGGGGGUCUGUUUUUGAGGUGGUCGUCAGGUCUGCAUCCCGCUGCCAUCGGAAGAAGACGAUAACAAGGGAGGAUUGAUUUGUUUAUUGCAAGGGGAUGGAUCGCUACGCCGUCCUCUACAGCUCGUCCCACCGGACGCGGCUGCUCGGCCGAUUUCAGCGUCUGCGCUCGGCCGGGAGGAUGUGCGACGUGGUGCUGGAGACCAACGGCGCCUCCUUCCCGUGCCACCGGGCCCUGCUGGCAAGCUCCAGUGAUUAUUUUUGGGCUCUUUUCGGGGAGGCCACGGCGGAGAGAUCGGCGUGCAGGGUCGAGCUCCCGGCGCUAACGCCUGUCGGCUUAGACGUCAUCUUGGACUUCCUGUACUCCGGCUGGCUCAGUUUGUCCGCCGGAACGCUUGGCGACGUUUUGGAGGCGGCGAGGUACCUGCAAGUGGACACGGCCGUUUCCAUAUGUCAACGCUACAUCGUGGACGACCUCGGCGCGGAGAACUGCUGCCGCUACGCUAACUUAGCAGAACAGCACGCGCUUUCUGACGCGGUGGAAGCCGCCAACUUCACCAUCGCCGCAGAGCUGGCCACUCUGCUGCGGGAAAGACGAGGCGACCUUCUGGACUUGAACCUCCAGUCGCUGAUGGUGGUGCUGGAGGCCGAGGAAAUUCCGACAGUCAAGGAGGUGGAGCUGGUCAAGCUAGCGCUGGAUUGGCUGGGUGAGAACGGGCCCCUCCCACUGCUCCAAUCCAACCUGCUGCUAAGCCGCCUCCGCUUCGGCUUGGUUGCUCCGGCCGACCUCGCUCGCCUCAGCCACGCCAGCAAAGCCAUGGCCACACCUCUGAUAAGGAGCCAGGUGACGAGAGCGCUGGAGUACCACAGAACAGGAUCGGAAAGGCCGAUCCGGCAGAACAAGCAGUCUACUCUCAGGGCGACCGAUCGCGUUCUACUUGUCGGGGGCAGCUCGAGUCCGGAUUGUCCGCAGCAGCGGGUGUUGACGUUCAACCUGAAAACCAGGACGUUUGCACCUCUGACUUCCUGUCUGCCGCUGAGACUGAGGAACCACUGCGUGUGCUCCUUGGGUGGUUUCCUCUUCGUGGUGGGCGGGGAGGUGGUGAGCGAGGAGGACAGGAAGCCGGUCGUCACGGAGGCCUCAAACCAGGUGUGGAGGUACGACCCGCGCUUCGAGUGUUGGCAGCAGGUGGAGUCCAUGAUGCAGAGGAGGACCAAGUUCGCCUGCUGCGUCGCCAAUAACAGCAUCUACGCCAUCGGGGGGCAAAAAACACCCGCCGACAGCGGCGCACCCGCGGCCACACUGGCUUCUGUGGAGUUUUACGACUUGGAGGCGGGGGCGUGGAGGAGGGAAGCGCCCUUGCCCGGGCCGCUCCACGGUCACGCCUGCGCUGCGCUCCAGCAGAACAUCUUCGUGUCGGGCGGUCUGUCGGACAACAGCGGCGCCCCCUUGAUCCCGGGACAGAGUCAAAGCAGAAGGGAAGUUCUGCGCUGGGACCACGCGGGCAGACUCUGGGAGAAAGCGGCGCCCAUGUCCAUCGGGAGGUUCGGGCACCGGAUGGCGAGCGUCCACGGUUACAUCUACGCCUUCCCGGGAAUGUACGAGCCCUUCUCCGAUAUCGAGCGCUACGACCCGGGAGCGGACCACUGGACGCGCCUCAGGCCGCUGGUCGCCGCGUCCUUCGGUUACGGGAUGGCGGCGAUGCCGACUGGCAGCAUCCUGGUUUUCGGCGGGAGGAAGUGGAGCAACGGGCAGGAGGUGGUGCUGAAGAGCGUGCUGGAGUACGAGCCCAAGAAAGACCAAUGGAGGGAGAUCUGUCAGCUACCGAGACCCCUCACGGGAACCGAGUGCACGUUACUGCCGGUGCCUGAUUAAAGCUCGCAAUAGCUGCUUCUAUGCUAUUUCAUGCACAUUUCGGUGCUAAUAUCAGGAGCCGGCUAGUUGAACUAAGCUCUUGUUGGUUUGGAGUCUCAUUCCCGAGUGAAGACACUGUAGCUGGGAAUGAAAUGUGCAAAUUUAGGCUGUUCAACCCAGAUUUUAAAGUGACUGAAGAAAGCCAUCAACCCGUACAUACCGCCAAUCAUCUGGAUUUGAGCCCUCUCCGUACUUUUCCGAUCAAAGUAACAAAUGGCAUCACCAUUGGCUGUGUCGAAAAGACUACGCUGUUGCGUGGCGCACGUUAACGGGCAAUUUUACUCCUGCCAAGUAUCGGGGCAAACCUGACCCCUGCCCUCCUUCCGACCUGAUUUAUCGCAGAGAUUAUCCUGAGCGGUCCUCCCCAUAAAGAAGACCGAUUGGCGUCAUGGUAACGUGUCUCACAAGUCAUUCACAAUGACAAGGGAAAGAAUUUGCAACCCGUGCAGCUAACUAUCGGUAUGCGGACCCCCCCUGUAAGUCACUAACUCGAGGCGUCAUACUUUCAGACAGGGUUAAUUGUUCAGUAACAACAGCUGCUCCAACGACAGUCUCGGAAAUGCGACUUAUAACUGGAUUGCCCAAAAUCCCGAGUCCACAGUUGUUUUUUCAGUUGACAAACAGCUAGACUUGUGCUGCCACCCUGGGGACAGGAGUGGAACAGCACAGCGGGCGCGGGUUAGAAUUUGAAAUCCAACAUGUCUAAAAUGGCACAGCGGAUCCCCGGCUUAAGUUGAGCCCAGAGGGUGCGGGUAUAUUUAAAGACAAGGUGAGGACGUUUAUCAGGAAGCGGACGUCGACGGAGGGGAAACGCCGGCGGAAGGUGGAAGUGAAAACGUCCACGCAAGUGAGAUCUCCGGGUAUCUAAGUAGCAAUUAUUGAUGAAACUUUGACUUUCGUUACGACCUCUGGCAGCAGUUUGAAGCUGCAGUGUGGCAAAAUGAAAAUAACGAUUUGUGUGGGAUUUCCAGCAA